UAUGUUAAUAGCAGAACGUUCGAGGAGCUGCUGAUUGGGCGCCGUGUCGAAUUUUCUUUUGCUCCGCCUCCUGAUUCAUUCACUCCGUGCUUAAUUAUUCAACAAAGCCGGCGGAGGCGGAGUCUUAAGGGGCCGCUGCUUGUUCAGGGCCUUGUGGAUGGUUUUCGGUGAAAUUCGCCACGCUUGAAUCGGAGCAAGAGGGACCACGGAAGGGACCAUAAGGUUAGCGGACCCUGAGAGAGGGAGAGAGACUCCAAAAGGAACCUUGGGAAGUGAGGAGAAGACAUGAAGACUAGAGGGACCAGCCAGAUCGAGAUGGGGCUGCAUCCGCAUCACGAGGAGAGGAUGAUCGAGUUGCAGCCGUCCACCUCGGCAACUGUGCGGCCACCACCAGUCCCAUGGUUUGGCUUUGAGGAAGCCUUCACAUUUGUGAGCCAGAAGGGGAAAAAUGUGGUGGUGCAAUGCAAUUACUGUCUCCCAGUGAUCAAGUACGUGGGCUCUGCAAUUAGCACUGCAUCCAACGUGAAGCAACAUUUGAAGAAGGCACAUCCUGAGCAGCUCAGAACCAUUCUCGAAAUAGUAGGAGGAAGCGGCAGGAGACGUGGCCGUCCGAGGCAAAAUCUUCAGAGUGAGGACGGCUCUCCUGCUGCAAAAAUGGCUAAGAAGCAAACCAUCCUUGAGCCUUGGAGAACGGGAGGGGAGAUAAUCACCCAGAGUCUUCUGGACAGCAGACUGAUGGAUUACAUUGUAGAGGAGACAGUGCCUCUCCAGAUGGUGGAGAAGCCCACCUUCAGAGCACUAGUGGGGCUCGGGAUUCCCAGAUAUCUCACCAUUAUGUGUGCCAAGACUCUGAGAGACAGGAUAGAGAGGAGAGCAGCGAGCGUGCGAGAAGCUCUCGCAAACCAGAUGGCUGUGGUGCCGUACGUUGCCACCACUGCAGAUUGCUGGGCCAGUGGGGAGGUGACUUCCCUGUGGGUCACGGCCCACUGGAUCAACCCAGCAACUCUGAAGCGGGAAUUUGGGGCCUUGGCUUGCAGGCAGCUGGAGGGGCCCCCCAACUACUGUACUCUUGUGAAAGCACUGCACAAUGUGUAUGCAGAGUACGGGAUUCACAAUAAAGUCAUGUGUAUUACCGCUGACAACGGCAAGCAUUUCAUUGCCAAAGAAGCCAUGGAUAGUGUAGAUGUAAGUUGUGGUGGUGAGGACGGAUGGGAGGCAAAGGUAGAGUUUGUAUGUGUUUCUGAGAUUCUGGACACAGGCAGUGAGCAGCAGAAAGAAGUGGCAGAAUUGGAUGGAUCUCUCUGCUUGCCACCACACCGAAGGUGUGCUAGCCACACCCUCAACCUGGUGGCCACGCAAGAUAUACAGGCCAUGAUUUCUGACUCCUCCCGAAAUAGUCCUCUUGGUGCUUUCCGGAAACACUUCCUCUCCUUGAUGGACAAGUGUAGCCAGCUGUGGUCCAGGCAGAACCAGUCUGUCCAGUUUGCAGAGUACAUCCAUGAGCAGUGUGGCAUGUAUCUGAAAGUUCCAGACAAAACCCGGUGGAACUCCACCUUCGACGCCUUGAAACAACUCAACGAGUUCCUCGCUACAGCGCCAGAAAAAGUAGAUGAUGUGAUGGAGCACUGUUCUUUAGAUCGGAUUGCUGAAGCAGAGCGUGUGCUGUUGCAGGAGUACAUGGAGAUCAUGGGGCCGUUGGCCCGGGCCCUGGACAUCCUGCAACGGGAGAACAGUAUGUUCAUGGGGUACCUCUUGCCAACUCUGUAUAGUCUGGACCGCAAGUUGCAGAGGCUAGAAAACAAACCUGAACCCUACACGUACUGCCUCCCUGUGUUGAGAGGCCUGCGCAGUGCCCUCAGGAAGCGAUUUGAUUCGGUUUGGGAGGACAAGGACCUCCUUCUGGCUGCCUGCUUACACCCUUUCUUCAAACUGGACUGGCUGGAAAAAGCUGAGCACAGGUCCAAGAUGGAGGCCUGGUUGAAGGCUGAACUUCAAGAUGCAAUCGGUGACGACAUUGAGGAACCUCUAGAAGAAGAACAGGAAAGCGACAGUGACUUGUAUAACUAUUUUGACAUUGAGUCCGGGAGAAAGAAGUCAAAUGUGUCCACAGCUGAGGAGGAAAUCUCAACAUAUCUGAAGAUUCCAAGAAGCGAAGUGUCUUCCUUAUCCCUGUAUUCCUUCCCACAUAUUCUGCAGAGUUUUCUCAAGUACAACACGGGCAUUCCUUCAAGCGCCGCCAUGGAACGCCUGUUCACCACAGACGCCAGAGCCAUGGCUGCAAAAAGCCAUUCCUUCUCCGGGGAGUUUCUUGAGCACCUGCUUCUUGUGAAGCAAAAUAGGGCUUUCUCAGUAUUUUAAAUGUCACGACAAAGAUGAGAUUAAGAUCCAUAAAGUACAAUGGAACUAAGAACAGCGUUGAAAGCAGGGAUGGGGAGGGAGAAAUCUGGUGGCUGAGGUCGUUUCUCUGCUGUGGUUUCUUUGUGGAUCUGUUUGUUCUGCAGUCAAACUGGGCUUUCUUGCCAUUGUCGGUUCUAGCAAAACUCAGUUUAGUAAGCAUGACGUUAUAGAAAGUUUAAAGAACAGUUUGAACUAAGAACAGCAGGUAAAGCAGAGAUAACAGUUCAUGUUAUCACUUGAUGCUACAAAUUAAGGGGGGAACUGUUUGAACUGAAGCAGGAAAUAUCCCUCAGCAUGGCUUGGGAGAGGGAAGUGAUAGGUUGGCCCAAGCUGAUUUAAGGUGUAACUGCUCAAGUGCUAAAAUCCUUUGUGCAUUGUUCGUAAGUAUUAUUGCUUA
Molecule: messenger RNA, 2794 nt
Organism: Pogona vitticeps (central bearded dragon)
Lineage: Eukaryota; Metazoa; Chordata; Lepidosauria; Squamata; Agamidae
Molecular function (GO): DNA binding
Source: RefSeq, a predicted model, not a curated record